Molecule: messenger RNA, 1602 nt
Organism: Amorphotheca resinae ATCC 22711
Lineage: Eukaryota; Fungi; Ascomycota; Leotiomycetes; Helotiales; Amorphothecaceae
Exons: 2
Coding region: 61-1554 (497 amino acids)
Biological process (GO): protein localization to plasma membrane; GPI anchor biosynthetic process
Cellular component (GO): endoplasmic reticulum; membrane
Molecular function (GO): glucosaminyl-phosphatidylinositol O-acyltransferase activity
Source: RefSeq, a predicted model, not a curated record
CUUCUAUCGCGACUCGAGAGAACACCAGUUGAGGUUCCGGUGCGUAUACCAGUCCCCAGAAUGUCCCGCGCAGCUGAAGCAGCAAUGGCUGCGAGCUACAAGAAGCUCAAGGAAGACUUUGUCUCGGGCCUGAGCGGAGGGGAGAUUGGGGAAAUCAACUACGUGACAGCAGUUGCGCCAGCAGCAGUCGUUCUUUGGUCAGCCUUGCAAUCACGGCAGUCGUUCUUUACCACCUACACGCCUCUCUCUUUCACCGUCGAUUUCUUUCUGAACGUUGGCGCUAUCCUUCUCGCAGUAACCCUCUACGCGGACACUCCUGUCCUCCUCAAUGUCCUCCUCCUUGCUCCCGUCGCCCUCAUAUAUCUCAUUCCUCGAACCACAGCGCCAGUGCCGAGGAGACCCAAGGCAAAAGCAAAAAAUGCCAAAGAAGAUGCCCCGAAUCCUCUCCCCAAGAGGCCAUUCUUAACUACAUACCGCGGGGCAAUGAUGGUUAUAACUUGCAUUGCUAUUCUCGCUGUUGACUUUAGGGUCUUCCCCCGGCGGUUUGCCAAGGUGGAGACCUGGGGUACAUCCCUAAUGGAUGUGGGCGUAGGAUCAUUUGUUUUCUCUGCGGGUGUCGUAGGUGCGCGCCCGAUAAUCAAGGAGAAGCUGGAGGGUAAAACAACAGCGCUCAGCGUACGCCUCUAUCGAUCCAUCCGGCAUUCCCUACCGCUCAUUGUCCUCGGAUUUAUACGUUUGUAUAGCGUCAAGGGAUUGGAUUACGCGGAACACGUCACGGAAUAUGGAGUACAUUGGAACUUCUUCUUUACACUGGGCUUACUCCCUCCUUUCCUGGCCCUCUUCCAGUCCGCGUUCCAAUACGUCCCAUCCUAUGCUGGAUUGGCUAUAAUUCUAGGCGCGGUAUAUCAAGCAGCCCUAGAAACUACAGAGCUCAAAGCUCUAAUCCUUACGGCACCCCGAACCAACCUCUUCCUGAAAAACCGCGAAGGGAUAUUCAGCUUCUUCGGCUACCUAGCCAUUUUCCUCGCAGGUCAAUCAACGGGCAUGUUUCUUCUUCCCCGACCUAUCUCUUCUUCUACUGGCGCACAACAAAGGCAAAAGCUCCUUUUAACCCUCGCUGGGUGGUCCGGAAUCUGGAUCCUCCUCUUUAAUCUUACUACAUCUUACAACUACGGCCUCUCACUCUCUGUCUCGCGCCGUAUGGCAAAUCUCCCCUAUGUUCUGUGGAUAGCUGCCUUUAACUGCACCCAGAUCACUGCUUUCUGCGUCAUCGAGACGCUGUUCUUCCCCCAAGUCUACAAAAGCAACGACACCAGCUCAAAAGCUGAGAACGAGAUAUACAAGCAGGCCACGAGCCGAAUCUUGGAUGCUUAUAACAGGAACGGACUCGCGAUAUUUUUGGUUGCGAACUUGUUGACGGGUGUUGUCAAUCUAACUGUUCCUACGCUCCACGUUAGUAACGUGCAAGCUAUAGGCAUAUUACUACUCUACGCGGCGACGUUGACGGGGCUGGCGGUUGGAUUAGAUGCAUAUAAUAUCUCGAUCAAGUUGUAGCACAGUAUAUAAGAUCUAUGCGGCCAGGUCUUACACCACAUCCCUGGU